Messenger RNA from Marmota flaviventris (yellow-bellied marmot), 2670 nucleotides. NCBI's taxonomy places the organism in Eukaryota, Metazoa, Chordata, Mammalia, Rodentia, Sciuridae. The record is from RefSeq and is a predicted model, not a curated record.
AUGCCUGUUCGAUGUGACACUCAAAGCUGGAAGAUCUGGCCCAUGGAGAAACAGACACCCAAACGAGGAGAGUUCAUUUCUCUCAAACCUGCAACCCAUGGCUUGGAGAACACGGAGGCUGAGUUCUUGAAGAGCCUGGAGGAAGGCCGGCUUCCUGGCAGUGACUCCAGCCCCAUAGAGCACGAGGGCAGCUGGAGCAAAGCUGACCCGAAGUCCUUCUCUAGAUGGAGGAGCCUGCAGCCAGUCCUGAGAGCACGAAGCUUCUACAGGAAGCAUGCACAGUUGUUCCGAUGGAUCUAUAUAGGCCUGUUCUGUACUGCAUUUGCUGCCUUCCUGCUCGUUGCCUGCCUCCUGGAUUUCCGGAGGGCCCUGGCGCUGUUUGUCCUUGCCUGUGUGGUCUUUGUCUCCCUGGCCUGCAGGCUGCUGAAGAAGUUACUGGGGCCAAAACUGAGGAGGUGUGUGAAACUCCAGGGCCAUCCCCGCCUCAUCCUGUGGUUUAAGAGAGGUCUAGCCCUUGCUGCUGUCUUGGCCUUGGUCUUGUGGCUGGCUCUAGACACCUUCCAGAGGCCUGAGCAGCUGGUGUCCUUUGCAGGAACCUGCGUGUUCAUCAUCCUACUCUUUGCCUGCUCGAAACAUCACAGUGCUGUUUCUUGGCGGACCGUGUCCUGGGGCCUUGGGCUACAGUUUGUACUCGGACUCUUUGUCAUCAGAACAGAACCAGGAUUUGUAGCAUUCCAGUGGCUGGGUGAUCAGAUCCAGACCUUCCUGAGCUACACUGAGGCCGGCUCCAGCUUCGUGUUUGGGGAGACUCUGGUCAAGAAUGUCUUUGCCUUUCAGGUUUUGCCCAUCAUUAUUUUCUUCAGCUGUGUCAUGUCAGUUCUCUACUAUCUAGGCCUAAUGCAGUGGGUAAUCUUGAAGAUUGCCUGGCUGAUGCAGGUCACCAUGGGAACCACAGCCACUGAGACCCUGAGUGUGGCAGGAAACAUCUUUGUGGGCCAGACUGAGGCUCCUCUACUGAUCCGGCCCUACUUGGCAGACAUGACGCUCUCUGAAGUCCAUGUGGUCAUGACUGGAGGCUUUGCCACCAUCGCGGGAAGCCUGCUGGGCGUCUACAUCUCCUUUGGGAUCGAUCCUGCGUCAUUAGUUGCUGCGUCUGUGAUGGCUGCCCCUUGUGCCUUGGCCCUCUCCAAGCUGAUGUACCCAGAGGUGGAGGAGUCCAAGUUCAAGAGUAAGGAAGGAGUGAAACUGAGUCACGGAGAGGCCCAAAACCUCGUGGAAGCAGCCAGCGGUGGGGCUGCCAUCUCAGUGAAGAUGAUUGCCAACAUCGCCUCCAACCUGAUUGCGUUUCUGUCUGUGCUGGCCUUUGUCAAUGCUGCCCUCUCCUGGCUGGGAGACAUGGUGGAGAUCCAAGGGCUCAGCUUCCAGCUCAUCUGCUCCUACAUCUUAAGGCCUGUGGCCUUCCUGAUGGGCGUUGCCUGGGAGGACUGCCCAGUGGUGGCUGAGCUGCUAGGAAUCAAGCUGUUUCUGAAUGAGUUUGUGGCAUAUCAGGAACUAUCUCAGUACAGGCAGCGCCGCCUGGCAGGGGUCGAGGAGUGGGUUGGUGCAAAGAAGCAGUGGAUCUCUGACAGAGCAGAAAUUCUCACGACGUACGCCCUCUGUGGAUUCGCCAACUUCACCUCUAUUGGGAUCAUGCUGGGAGGCCUGACCUCCCUGGUCCCCCAGCGGAAGAGUGACUUCUCUCAGGUUGUGCUCCGUGCGCUCUUCACGGGAGCCUGCGUGUCCCUGAUGAAUGCCUGCGUGGCAGGAAUCCUGUAUGUGCCCAGGGGGGCUGAGGUUGACUGUGUGUCCCUCCUGAAUAGCACCCUCAGCAGCAGCAGUUUUGAGGUGUACAACUGCUGCCGCCAGGCCUUCCAAAACACCAGUCUGGAGUUCAGCCCAGUGGCGCUGGACAACUGCUGUCGAUUUUACAACCAUACAAUCUGUACAUAGCGGGGACAAAACAUCUUUGGGGCCAUUCUUCCCAGGAAGCAUCAGUCCUCACCCUUCCCAUUCUAGGAAGCCACAGGGCUAGACCUGCCUCCGUCCCACAAUUGGGAGGGUGACAGAGCAAGUGGGAAGUGAGUGGGGACAUAAGAAAAUGGAGGACACCUCCCACUCCUGAUCUCCUUUCCACUCCUCUGUUUCCUAGCUCCCCAAACUUGAAUUCUCAGAGUCACCUCUGCCUUCUCCUCUCUCGCCUCUACUUCUAACAGCACUAUGGGCCUUUCUGUUUCUCUCUCCUUGGGGUCUCUCGUGUACACCUUCCCUUGUAUCAUCACAAGUGUGUCACACCCAAAGCCUCCUUCUCUCCCCUCUUCCCUCCCUGAGUGCCGGACUGUCUUUGUGUCAUCUUCUGCUAGAAGUUGUCUUCUGGAGACCCUUCCUCUGCUUUCAGACUCCCGCACUCCCUUCCCCAUGGCGUUUCCCAAAUUGGUGUCCUGUGGAACAUUGUCCCAUGGGGCAGUCAGAGGAUUUCAGGAUCCACCAGGUUUGGAAAUAAAGUUAGAUAGGGUUGGGGGUUUUGUUGUUGUUUGUUUGUUUGUUUAUUAUUUUUUAUUUUUUUUUACUGUGGACUUGUCCACAAUUCAUAGGGAUAUUAUAUGUUUUCCAAAUUUAUUUUAUCAUAAGAAU